Oncorhynchus kisutch (coho salmon) is the source of this 552-nucleotide messenger RNA. RefSeq names its product 5-hydroxytryptamine receptor 6-like. The record is from RefSeq and is a predicted model, not a curated record. Lineage: Eukaryota; Metazoa; Chordata; Actinopteri; Salmoniformes; Salmonidae. The transcript has a single exon. Bases 171 to 449 code for a protein of 92 amino acids.
AUUUCUGAUAAGAAUACUUUUGUUUCACAAAAUCUUAAAUGUUGUGUACAUACUGAACACAACCCCAAUGCCUGUCUGUUGCCCUCUCUCUCACCUGUCAGGCGGUAUGCGAGUGUGUUCCCCCGGCACUCUUCGAUGCCAUCACUUGGCUGGGCUACUGUAACAGCACCAUGAACCCCAUUAUCUACCCGCUGUUCAUGCGUGACUUCAAACGGGCCCUGGGGCGACUGCUGCCCUGCUACUCUACCCGCUCGCCCCACAGACCCUCGCCGGAGCUCUCCCUCUGCAACUCUGGUGAGCCCAACCUGCCCACAGAGCCCCCCUCCCUGGCUUCCGAUCCCCGACAGCCCCCCGCCACCGCCACAGACGCCGUCAACUUGUAUGAUGCAGAGCAUGCUGGGAUUGAGCUGCCCUUGCUGCUGCCUAAUCAGGUGGAUACGCUGGACUGAAGGGGACGAUGGAGAAGGGAGCAUGAACAGAUGCUGUGUUACAUACUAACGUAUGACCACCAUACAUUGGAGGAAGGUGUGUCUUGUUGGGGUUGGUAGCAAG